Messenger RNA from Mesorhabditis spiculigera, 939 nucleotides. The record is from the annotation of a GenBank genome assembly. NCBI's taxonomy places the organism in Eukaryota, Metazoa, Nematoda, Chromadorea, Rhabditida, Rhabditidae.
AUGGACGUGGUGUUGAACUCGGCAACGGCGCCAUACUUGAUAAUCCCUCUACCGGCCGGAUAUGCGUUGGGGUGGCUGUCACGGUUGGGGGCUUCGACGCAGCUGCAGCUCAUGGCCGCUUUCUUGCCCGGGAUCCAGAUGAUGUCAACGAUGAUCGUGAUGUUUCUGAUCCGCCAACAAGCCAUCAUGCCGGACGGACAUCAACUAAAAUUCUCAACACGCACCGCGCACAUCAUCUACGCGGCCAUCCCUACACUGUUUUGCUUGCAAAUAUGGGGUGUGAUGAUUUACAUGCUCGUCUGCGAUGACCAACCGGCGGCCAAGAAAUUGUACGAAGAGAAAUACCCAUUCUUUCGGCGUUUUUUCGAUAUACCGUCGCUGUACGUCUUCUCACCCGAAAUCGGUGGCAUGGUCAUAAUGAACCUAUCGAUUUUCGUCUUCAUCACCAUCGGCACGAUUGCAGGCAAGUUCUCGGUGCUGUCAGUCGCGGGUCGCGCCAAUGGCGGCAGCAUCUGCACCGUAUGCUUCAUCGUUCUGACCGGCCAAAAACAAUUCAUGAGCCUGAAGACAUAUCGAUUACAGAAGCUAUGGGUCUACAACUGCAUUAUUCAGGUAACGGUACCGAUGGUGACGCUAGUUGGUCCAAUCGGUCUUGAUAUGUAUAUCUACUUUGCCGAUGACAUCGCUCUAGUUGGAUUUUUGCCUUUCAUCAUCGCGAUGGGUGGGCAGCAUGGGUUCUGCUCGAGCAUCGUCACGCUGCUCAUCUACAAGCCUUAUUCGGAAUAUGUCAAAAAAUCUACGCUCUCUGUUAUCGCAUUCAUUAAACCCCAUGGGGCUUUUGGGCGUCCUGCCACGUCAGUCAGAGCCACUUCGGCCACCAUCAAUCGAUCUUUGACGGCCACUAUCAGCUAUACAGUAAAUCCACCGAUGAAACGGAGA